CCAAAUUCUUCCACGUGCAUUUAUCAAUUUUUGUUUUCAAAACUCAACUUUGUUUGUGUUUUGUGAUCAGAUAUCAAUUUCAAAAUCAAUGACAAGAUAUUCACGAAAAAAGGGCAAUUGUGCCCCAAAUCGAAGAAUCGGUAAACGAUGUUUAAAAACUAAACGUUAUAAAAAAGAUACUGAUCAAAUUAUUGAAGAAAUUCAACGAAAUAUUGUUAAACCCGAACAAAAACGACCAUUUGAAAUGGUUGAUGAUUUACCGGCACAAGGACAAUUUUUUUGUACAGAAUGCGAGUAAGUUUUUAAUUUUUUAAUCAUCAAUUUUUUUCAAGAAUUUCAAGAUCUAUUAGCUAAUCCUAUUGAUAAAUUUUUGGCUAUUAGUAAUGAAAUUGGUGGUUUAGUAAAAGAACAAUGUUUAUUAGUUCGUAAAGCAUUGGAUGCUCAAUUGAAUUUUUUACAAUUAGCAUCACAAUCACAAAAACCUAAUGAUUCUAAAUUGAUGGAAUUACUUCGACCAACAUCCGAUCUUAUUACACAGAUUAUUUCAAUUCGAGAUAAAAAUCGUAAAGAUGAACAUUUUAAUCUUUUAUCAUCUGUAGCCGAAGGAAUUGCUGCUUUAGGUUGGGUAUCAGUAAUGCCAACACCGGCACCAUAUAUCAAAGAAAUGUCCGAUUCGGCACAAUUCUAUACUAACAAAGUUUUGAUUGCUUACAAAGAUAAAAAUGCUCAAAUAGUACAAUGGGCUAAAUUAUGGAUUGAAUUUCUUGGACAAUUACAACAAUAUGUUCGACGUAAUCAUACUACCGGUUUAGUUUGGAAUGCGAAAGGUAAUUCAUUGAAUAAUGGAACAAGUGUUGGAUUGCCACCACCACCACCCCCACCUCCUUCGGCUGAUUUUUUCAACGAUAAUGUUAAUGAUAAUUCGUCGAAACAAAAUGCAGCAAAUGAUCAACAUGCAGCAUUGUUUGCAUCGAUCAACAAAGGUACUGAAAUUACUAGAGGUCUUCGAAAAGUUACGGCUGAUCAACAGACACAUAAAAAUAGCUCAUUACGACAAUCAUCAAUGGUUCCGGAUCGAAAUCGAAUCGAUUCAACAGGUCGAUCAAUCGGUCAAAAAGAUCCACCAAAAUCUAAUCCAAAAUUAUCGUUAGAAGGUAAAAAAUGGAUAGUUGAAAAUUAUUCUGGUCGUCGUGAUUUAAUUAUCGAUGAUACAAAUAUGACACAAUCGAUCAACAUUUAUAAUUGCAAUGAAUGUGUUUUGACUGUCAAAGGAAAAGUUAAUCUUAUAUCUGUGAAUCAAUGUCGAAAAUUUUCCAUAAUUUUUGAUAAUGUAUUGUCCGUACUGGAAUUUAUAAAUUGUCAACGAGUUCAAGCUCAGGUGAAUGGAUUGGUACCUACCAUUACAGUCGAUAAAACUGAUGGUAUUGAAAUAUAUCUAUCAAACGAAUCGCUUCAAUGUGAAAUUGUUUCAUCAAAAAGUUCAGAAAUUAAUGUUUCAGUUUUGAAUGCAUCUGGCGAUUAUGUGGAACAUCCAUUGCCUGAACAAUAUAAAUCAGUAUGGACGGGUAAUGGCUUCAAAACGAUUGCAUUGGAUGGAUGAAAAUCGUUUUUUUCUCUGCUCAUCAAAUCAAUAAAGGGACCAAUUUAUAUGGAAAAGUAUUUAUCAGAAGAAAUUAUUACACUAUAUUUUAUAUAAUUUUCGG
Molecule: messenger RNA, 1703 nt
Organism: Dermatophagoides pteronyssinus (European house dust mite)
Lineage: Eukaryota; Metazoa; Arthropoda; Arachnida; Sarcoptiformes; Pyroglyphidae
Product: adenylyl cyclase-associated protein 1-like
Biological process (GO): cytoskeleton organization; actin filament organization; cell morphogenesis
Cellular component (GO): cytoplasm
Molecular function (GO): adenylate cyclase binding; actin binding
Source: RefSeq, a predicted model, not a curated record